AUGUACCAGCGAAUAUUAUACAGAUCCCUACUAUCUAAGGGAACGAAGAGUAUAUUAUGCAGAACAACGAGGAAUACAGUAGGUGUGAUCCAAUUUGCUCGAAAUUUUUCACUUACAUCGAUCAGAUCAAAUAUCAGCGAAGUAUCUAACAUACCAGAAUUACAAACUACAACAACCGAAAAUAAACCUGUAGUGGUAAAGGAUAAUGAAAGUUUGUUUCAUAAACACUUUAAGAGAAAUGUCAAUAGUUAUGCGAGCUCUGUGGGAAUUGAAAUGCUUGAAGGGACGAUACCUGAACCAUAUGGAAUUCUUAAUAACCAAACUGAUGAGGAAAAGAAGAAACUUGUGGAGAAAUUUCGCAAGACCCUUGUUCAAAUUGCUAAUGAUUUAGAAAUACAAAAGAACUUCUUGAAUACAAAAAUCACCAUUAAUGAUUUUGUUAAUCCUACAUACUCAAAAUUAAUGAGAUUAGUAUAUCUCAUCGAGAAUGAAACAGUGCCAAAGAAUUUGUUAGAUAUUUUUGGUAUCAAAACCAAUAAUGAACUCAUUACAAGAAUACUUUCACAUUUGUUACAUCAAGAUUUUCUUAAGGAAAAAAUAGCUAAAGUUUCAUAUCAAUCUUCGACGAUAGAUAUUUCAGUACCUGCUGAAUGGUUUCCAGAAGCUAGAAAAAUGAAAAGAAAAAUAGUUAUGCAUGUUGGUCCAACCAAUAGUGGGAAAACAUAUAAUUCAUUAGUGAAAUUAUCAAAAAGUAAAACAGGUUAUUAUGCUGGACCAUUGAGAUUAUUGGCUAGAGAAGUUUACGAAAGAUUUAACGAUCAAGGUGUUGGUUGUAAUUUGAUCACUGGGGAAGAAAUUGUCCCAUUUAUUGAUGAACAUGGUAAAAUUAGUGGAUUGGCAUCUGGUACCAUUGAAAUGAUUCCAUUGCAUAGAAAAAUGGAUCUUUGUGUCAUUGAUGAAAUCCAAAUGAUUGCUGAUUCAAGAAGGGGUUCAGUUUGGACAAAUGCAGUAUUGGGAGUUUUAGCACAUGAAAUACAUCUUUGUGGUGAAGAAAGUGCAGUUCCAUUGAUUCAGAAAAUUGUCGAAAUCACUGGUGACGAGUUAGAAGUUAAACAUUUUAAACGAUUGGGUAAAUUAACUGUUGAGAAAACCAGUACCAGAUUGCUGCAGUUGAAGAAAGGUGACUGUUUAGUUGCCUUUUCCAAAAGAAAAAUUAUGGAUUAUAAAUGUAGAAUUGAACAAGAAAGUCGAUUAAAAGUAGGUGUUGUUUACGGUGCAUUACCACCUGAAAUCAGAUCUCAAGAAGCUGCCAAGUUCAACAGAGGAGAAUAUGAUGUGUUGGUUGCAUCUGAUGCUGUUGGUAUGGGUUUGAAUUUGAAAAUUAAUCGUGUUGUUUUCAGUGGGAUAAGUAAAUAUGACGGAAGUGUUGUAAAGAAUUUGACGGUGCUGCAGGUGAAACAAAUCGCAGGUAGAGCCGGGAGAUACAGCAAAGAUACUGGUUCUAAGGAAGGGUUUGUUACUGCUUUACAAAGAUCAAGUUUGGUUUAUAUACAAGAAUGUUUAAGAGAACCAGUGUCCUACUUGCAACAAGCAUGUAUCUGGCCAACUAAUAACAUUUGGAGAAACUACAUGGUUAAUGGACGUACUGACAAAGUACAAUUAUCAGAUGUGUUACGAUCAUAUUUCCUGACAAUGUUAACUACCAGACAUGGGUUAUACUUUGUAUCUGAAUGGGACCAAAAGGUUGAAUUAUUGGAUUUAAUCAGUCUGGAUAAACAUUUAUCGAGAAUGAGUAUUGAUGAUCAAUUGACAUUAUGUGAAACACCCAUAGGUUUGGCUAAAGCUAAAGGAUCUCAAGUAAUGUUACAAGCUGUACAUGAUUUCUUCAAAACCAUUGUUGAUCGAGAUUGUAAAUCCAUUUUUGAUUACAAGUUCUUAGAUUUGGAGUUGAUUUCCCAAAGAGCAGUAAUUAACUCUGAUCUCAAUGUUACUUUGAAAAAUGUGGAUAACCUUGAAAAUAUGCACAAGAUGUUAUUGUUGUUCAUGUGGUUGAGUCAACGUUUCCCAACAUUAUUUAUUGAUAAGGAAAGUGCUCUUGAAAUGAAAGUUCUUGUGGAGAAGAGAAUAACUGAGGAGUUGACAAACAUUGAAAGACUCAACAAAUUAGGAGGGAGAAGCUCAAAUUCUUAUCACAGACACAGAAACAAUCGUUGUUGA
Messenger RNA from Candida tropicalis MYA-3404, 2217 nucleotides. RefSeq names its product ATP-dependent RNA helicase (gene SUV3). Lineage: Eukaryota; Fungi; Ascomycota; Pichiomycetes; Serinales; Debaryomycetaceae. The record is from RefSeq and is a predicted model, not a curated record. Bases 1 to 2217 code for a protein of 738 amino acids. Gene Ontology annotation, molecular function: ATP binding; hydrolase activity, acting on acid anhydrides; RNA helicase activity. The transcript has a single exon. Gene Ontology annotation, biological process: RNA catabolic process; mitochondrial RNA 3'-end processing. Gene Ontology annotation, cellular component: mitochondrial degradosome.